Molecule: messenger RNA, 976 nt
Organism: Brassica napus (rape)
Lineage: Eukaryota; Viridiplantae; Streptophyta; Magnoliopsida; Brassicales; Brassicaceae
Product: zinc finger CCCH domain-containing protein 37
Exons: 2
Coding region: 191-826 (211 amino acids)
Molecular function (GO): metal ion binding
Source: RefSeq, a predicted model, not a curated record
CAGAGAUAAGAAACUUGAAAGUUGUGGUCAGCCUUAGCGCCGAACGUCCUGGUUCUUCCAUGGAUCUAUCUAGCGUGGGGGAUACCGCACCACCAUAUAAGAGAUGCCGAUUGAAGAGAGUUAUUGAAUCUGUUAUUCUGAGCUUAAGAAAAAGGAAACGAGAAAACAGUGUAUCUCUAGGGUUAACGUGAUGGUUAACGAGGAGACAGAGGAGGAAAAAGGCCUCCCCUUACGCCCGGGAAACCCUGUUUGUGCCUCGUAUUUUCACACUGGAAGCUGCAUCUCCGGUCCUACUUGCAUUUUUGAUCACCCAUCGUUGAUACCAGUUCACAAGAACACAUCUUUUCACUUGAAUCAGCGAGGGUUUUCUUCUUCAAUUGGAGAUUCAUCAAGUGACCUUGUGGAACCAGCAACUAAGCAACGAAGUACACAGAAGAACAUAUCUGCUGUGGCUUCUAAGACACAGCACUUGAAUUCACUAGGAUUUUCUUAUUCAACUGGAGAAUCAUCAAGUGAGCUUGUGAAAGCAUCAACUAAGAAACCUCCAAUACGCAAGAACACGUCUUCUGUGGUUCCAAAGAUGACACCUUUCAAUCCUCUAGGAUUUUCUUUUUCGAUUGUAGAUUCGUCAAGGGAGCUUGUGGAAGCAUCAACUACGUCUGAGACAACACACACAAACGUUGGUGGAAACCCCUCUGGUUCUGCUAAGCCCAUGAGGAUCCGGAAGAGGUUGAAGGAAACAAAGCUUGAGAUGAAGGAAGGAGAGUUGGGAGAAGAAAUAUCUACUGAUGAAGAGAGUGAGUAUCAAUAUUUUACUUUGUUGUAGAAAAUACCUUUGGAUCAUUUUGUAAUUGGCUUGAAGAGAUUAUUCUCCCGAGAGGCAGUGCAAGAGUUUGUUCUUGUCACUGUAGAUAUUGUGUCAAUGUAGAUAUAUUAUAUUAAGAGUAACGGUGGAAGCACACCAUAAUGAGAUAAA